Messenger RNA from Saccharomyces kudriavzevii IFO 1802, 996 nucleotides. RefSeq names its product Rho family GTPase RHO5 (gene RHO5). Lineage: Eukaryota; Fungi; Ascomycota; Saccharomycetes; Saccharomycetales; Saccharomycetaceae. The transcript has a single exon. The record is from RefSeq and is a predicted model, not a curated record. Gene Ontology annotation, biological process: actin filament organization; cortical cytoskeleton organization; regulation of cell shape. Gene Ontology annotation, cellular component: cytoskeleton; cell projection; plasma membrane. Gene Ontology annotation, molecular function: protein kinase binding; GTPase activity; GTP binding. Bases 1 to 996 code for a protein of 331 amino acids.
AUGAGGUCCAUCAAGUGCGUAAUAAUUGGUGAUGGUGCAGUGGGUAAAACAUCUCUUCUAAUAUCAUAUACUACCAAUUCUUUUCCAACCGACUAUGUUCCAACGGUUUUUGAUAACUAUUCUACCACUAUAGCUAUCCCCACCGUAACUGCAAAUGACCCCUUAGAGCUUGACAAUGGUAAUAUUAAAGGAGGAUCAUUUUCCUCCGCCAGUUCUCUGCCAAGUACGGAAAGAAAACUAUAUAAAAUCAAUUUAUGGGAUACUGCAGGACAGGAAGAUUACGAUCGUUUAAGACCGUUAUGUUACCCCCAAACUGAUAUUUUCUUGAUAUGCUUCUCUGUAAGUGAACAUGCCAGUUUUGCCAACGUUACCGAAAAAUGGUUACCUGAGUUGAAACAGACUUCUAAUAUUGAAAAUACCUCUCUGUUCACUGAAUUAAGGAAAUAUCCUAUUCUAUUGGUCGGCACCAAAAGUGAUCUAAGAGAUGACCCGUCUACUCAGAAAAAAUUACUAGAAGCAAACUCUGAUUACGUGUCUCAAGAGGAAAUAGAUGAAGUCGUACACGAAUAUGGGUUUAUGGGAUAUACAGAAUGUUCUGCUGCCACUCAAGCGGGUGUUCGAGAAGUUUUCGAGCAUGCAGUGAGGUACGCCAUUUAUGAGCCGGGGUCCACUAACCAGAAAGCGGCAAAUCAGACCCCUAGCGAUGAACUAACGACCGCAACAACUAACAUCAACGAUGACAAAAAUAUUCUAGAGAAAAAACAGCAACCACAUCACAAUAACAGUACAGAUAGUACUCUUCCGAAGGACAAUUUACAACAGGAGAAGGAAGCUCCUAAUGCCAAAUCUACCAAAAAGCAACAGAAAGAUAAGGCUCACGAACAAGCAAGAAACAAAAACACCACGAUGGCCUCAAAGGCACAUUCCAACAAACAGACCAAGCCAAAGGUAAGAAACGAAAAGAAGAAGAAAAAGUCAAAGUGUGUAAUACUUUAA